AUGUCAUCGGAAGGGAAACGUUUCAGCUCGCACAAUGUGCGCUGCUGUACUUUGAUUGGCCACGUCGACCACGGCAAGUCUUCGUUUGCCGACUCGCUUUUAGCCGCAAACAACAUCAUCUCGGCACGCAUGGCGGGGCAAAUCCGCUACCUUGACUCAAGAGAGGAUGAGCAAGAGCGUGGAAUCACCAUGGAGGCAUCUGCUGUAUCCCUCUCGGUCAAAAUGCGUGUUCACGACCCUACGAAAGGCUGGGAUCCAGAAAAUCUUCCACCAAUCCAAGACUUUAUGAUCAACUUGAUUGAUACGCCUGGUCAUGUCGAUUUCUCCUCAGAAGUAUCGACAGCUUCAAGAUUAUGCGAUGGUGCGCUGCUCAUUGUCGAUGUGGUGGAAGGUGUCUGCGCUCAGACAGUCACAGUAUUGCGUCAAGCGUGGCAGGAUGGUCUGGAACCCAUUCUGGUCCUCAACAAGGUCGAUCGACUGAUCACCGAACUCAAACUUUCGCCCAACGAGGCAUACCAUCAUCUGAUUCAGGUCAUCGAACAAGUGAAUGCUGUCGUUGGGUCUUUCUUCGCCUCGGCACGUAUGGACGACGACGAGCGUUGGCACGAGGAGCGAGAGAAGCGCAUCGCAGCGCGCAAACAAGCCAAGAACGACUCGAUCGCCGCUUCUACCACUGCCGACGCUGAUGCAGCCGAAGAGGACGCACAAGAUCGUGAGGAAAGGGACGACGAAGACAUUUACUUUGACCCUUCCAAAGGCAACGUUAUCUUCGCUUCUGCGAUGGAUAAUUGGGCUUUCCGACUUGAACGUUUCGCCAUGCUUUACGCCAAAAAGAUGGGCAUUCAAGAGUCAAAGCUGCGGAAAGUGCUCUGGGGUGACUUCUACUUUGAUCCCAAAACCAAGCGGGUUCUCAGCCAAAAGCAAAAGGAGAAGGAGAAGCGUCCGCUCAAGCCUAUGUUUGUCCAAUUCGUCCUCGAAAACAUUUGGUCGGUCUACGAUGCCGUCGUCGAGAAUCGCGAUCAGGACAAGAUCGAAAAAAUCGUCACUUCGCUCAGCCUCAAGGUUCAUCCUCGCGACCUCAAGUCGAAAGAUGCGUCCACACUCAUCAAAGCAAUCGUCAGUCAGUGGCUGCCGCUCGCGAGCUGUGCAUUUGCUGCCAUCAUCUACGUCAUCCCGCCAACCAGCAAAGCUCAAGCAAAGAGAAUCCCCAUGAUGCUCAACCCAGAUAUGAGCUACUUCGACCGAGGCAACUACAAGGCCAAAACGGCGCUGGAAGAGCAUCUUAUGAAAGCCGAGAUUGGACCCAAGUCGAACCGUGUUGCGUACGUCAGCAAGAUGUUUGCAGUCAAAAAGGACGAUCUUCCCGAGGCGAAAAAGGCACCUUUGACUGCAGAACAAAUGCGCGAACGUGCAAAGGAGAGCAGGGAGCGUCAGAAUGCAGUGAGAGCGGCAUUGGCUGCGACGGGUGCUUCCAUGGAAGGUGGCGCGGAUGUGAUUUCUGGGGCAAACGGAACCAGCCUCGAAGAAGCCGAGACUCAGCGCGCUGCGCGUGCCCAACGCGAGACUGAAGUACAAGCACAGACGGAUGCGCAGAAAGAGCAAGAGGAAGAAGAGCAAGGUUCGGACGAAGUUGUGCUUGGCUUUGCCCGACUGUAUUCGGGCACUCUGCGCGCGGGUCAGUGGAUGUACGCUCUACUGCCCAAGUACAACACCUCUCUUGCACCGUCUCAUGCUUCCAAUAUGAAGCACAUCAAAGCCGUGCAACUCGAAGCGAUCUACAUGAUUAUGGGGCGCGACCUUGUUGCCGUCAACGAAGUGCCCGCCGGUAAUGUCUUCGCCAUUCGCGGAUUGGAAGGUCGCGUUUUGCGAAAUGCCACUCUGUGUUCGCCUUCUCUUGUCCAGUCGUACCCCAUCGACCAACGCAGCGAUCCUGGGUCCAUCGAUCCAGACGUGGCUUCCAACACAUUUGUCAAUUUGGCAGGUAUCAACUUGCUAUCUGCGCCCAUCGUGCGCGUCGCAUUAGAACCUGUCAACCCUCAGGACAUGCCCAAGCUCGUUGAGGGACUUAAGCUGCUCAACCAAGCCGACCCUUGUGUUGAAUCGUUGAUUCAGGACACGGGAGAGCACGUUAUCCUUACUGCAGGAGAGUUGCACCUCGAGCGAUGUCUCAAAGACUUACGAGAGCGAUUUGCUAAAUGCGAGAUUCAAGUCAGUGCGCCGUUGGUACCGUUCAGAGAGACGUGCGUAAGGGCGCCCGAGAUGCCGCCUCCAAAGAUCGAAGGUGCAGCCCGUGGAACUGCUGAGGGUAACGUGGCAAACGGCGUGGUUUCGUACCGCGUGCGAGCUGUGCCGCUGCCGAAAGCGGUGGUGGACUUUCUGCUGGCCAACACGCAGACGCUUCGUCGUCUUCAGAACAAGAGCGCUUCUGGUGGAGUGGACGAAGAUGUGGACGCAGCAUCUGGCUCGGUCGACGCUGCUGGAUCGCAAGCGAGCAAGAUGGUAAGCGCCGACAAGUUCUGGUCAUCGCUAGCCACUGUGCUGGAGAAAUGCGGACAAGACCGAACCGGCCAAGAUUGGCGUGAAGUCGUGGAGAAGAUUGUCUCGUUUGGCCCACGUCGGGUCGGCGCCAACAUGCUCGUCGACCGUACGGGUAGUGGCAGAGCUUCGCUGCGCAAUCGCACGGACGCUUGUCGUGCAGCUACACGUCAGUCGUCGGGCAUAGCCACCCCAAGCACAACAGUGGCAGUCGAUGAAAGCCAGAAUCUCACCGAUGCGCUCUCGAGAAUCGACGUGGGUGGCCAAGACGAAUCAUGCUCGCGUGUCAAUCACUUGGCGCUCAACGAGAGCAUCGAUUCGGGCUUCCAGAUGGCCACUUCUGCGGGCCCACUUUGUGCCGAACCCAUGCAAGGACUCGCAUUCUUCCUCGAGACCAUCAGCGUCUGUACGUCGGUCUCAACAUCGCUUUCUUCGGUCACAGGACCGCUCAUGUCGACAUUCCGAGAGUCUUGCAAGCAAGCACUACUCGACUGGUCACCACGCCUAAUGCUGGCCAUGUACAGCUGCGACAUUCAAGCGUCCACGGAAGUGCUGGGUAAAGUCCACGCCGUCCUCGCUAAGCGUCGUGGUAAAAUCAUCUCGGAAGAAAUGAAGGAAGGCACGUCGUUCUUCACCGUAGGCUCUCUCUUACCCGUGGUAGAGAGUUUCGGAUUCGCAGAUGAGAUUAGGAAGAGAACAAGUGGCGCUGCAAGCCCACAAUUGAUCUUCAAAGGCUUCGAGCUGUUCGAUCUCGAUCCGUUCUGGGUACCAAGGACCGAAGAAGAGCUCGAGGAUCUCGGCGAGAAAGGCGAUAGAGAGAAUGUGGCCAAAAGAUACAUGGAUGCUGUGAGGAAGCGCAAGGGUUUGUUUGUGACACAGAGGAUUGUCGAGAAUGCCGAGAAGCAGAGGACGCUCAAGUCGAACUGA
Molecule: messenger RNA, 3462 nt
Organism: Mycosarcoma maydis (corn smut)
Lineage: Eukaryota; Fungi; Basidiomycota; Ustilaginomycetes; Ustilaginales
Product: putative translation elongation factor 2
Exons: 1
Coding region: 1-3462 (1153 amino acids)
Biological process (GO): cytosolic ribosome assembly
Cellular component (GO): ribonucleoprotein complex; cytosol
Molecular function (GO): GTP binding; ribosome binding; GTPase activity
Source: RefSeq, a predicted model, not a curated record